Messenger RNA from Xenopus laevis (African clawed frog), 4071 nucleotides. Its product is annotated as mucin-2. NCBI's taxonomy places the organism in Eukaryota, Metazoa, Chordata, Amphibia, Anura, Pipidae. The transcript has 30 exons. The record is from RefSeq and is a predicted model, not a curated record. The coding region runs from base 61 to 4071 and encodes 1336 amino acids.
CUGUAUAAAAGGCAAGAAAGGAGAGAAGCAGAUUGUCAUUGCUUGGCCAAGUAGCAGAAAAUGGAGCAUCCGGUUUCUGGCAUCUGGAUAUGGAUGGCCUUGACACUUUCCUUGUCAAGUGCCUAUGACAUUAUUCCAGGUAGACCCAUUGACCACACCAAGUCUAUCUGCAGUUCAUGGGGGAACUUCCAUUACAAGACAUUUGAUGGAGUUAUCUAUCAGUUUCCUGGUACCUGCAACUAUAAUUUGGCUUCACACUGUGAUACCUCCUACCAUGAGUUUUCGGUCCAUAUCGAGCGCUCAUUUGAGAAUGGCAGUCCACUAAUUCAUCAAAUCCUUAUUCAAAUCAAGGAUGUUACCAUUGAACUGAAGAGAGAUGCUGAGAAGGUGAAUGGAGCAAUCUUUGAGACCCCUUACUUCAACUAUGGAGUUUUCAUAAACAAGAAGGAUGGCUACACAAAGGUGAAUACAAAGAUUGGUCUGACCCUCACAUGGAAUCAAGAAGAUUCAGUUAUGUUAGAGGUGGAUUCCAGGUAUCAAAACAAGCUUUGUGGCCUCUGUGGGGAUUACAAUGGCAUGCCAGUCACUAAUGAAUUCUACAUAAAUGAUAUGCCACUCAACCCAAUCCAGUUUGGAAAUAUGCAAACCAUCAAUGAUCCAACUAUGACCUGCACAAAUGUAGAUGAGAGCCAGCAAAUGAAUGUUUCCAGUUGUGGACAAUAUUAUUCUGUCUGCAAGAGUUACCUCAGCCAAAGGGCUUUUUCAUCAUGCCAUGAACUUCUCGAUGUAUCAGAUUACAUUAUGGCCUGCAUGCUUGAUGUCUGCUCCUGUAGCAGUGGCAAUGUCUCAUGUCUAUGCAGAACAUUGACAGAGUAUUCAAGGCAAUGCACUCAUGCAGGAGGCGGUCCAAAGAACUGGAGAACUAAUGAACUCUGUCCUAAGCAGUGCUCUGGGAACAUGAUAUACAAGGAAAGUGGUUCCCCAUGCAUAAGUUCGUGUUCUCAUCGUGAAGUUAAAAGCCUAUGUGAGGAACAUGAUGUAGAUGGCUGUUUCUGUCCUGAUGGCACAGUGUGGGAUGACUACAACAACACAGGCUGCAUUUCAGGCAGUAAAUGCCAAUGCAAAUAUCAAGAUCAACUCUAUACUCCAGGAUCAAAGAUUUUAAAUGAUUGCGAAGAAUGCACUUGUAAUGCAGGAAAAUGGACCUGUACACAUGGAAUAUGCCCCAAAGUUUGUUCCAUUGAAGGAGGAGCUCAUUUUAAAACAUUCGAUGGGAAGCCGUACAAGUUCCAUGGCAACUGUUAUUAUUUGCUAUCUAAGAUCGAUUUAAAGAACGGUGAGGCACACACUAUUGCAGCCGAGCUGACUCCAUGCAAUGCUUAUUCACGGGAGACUUGUCUAAAAACCAUCCAGUUCUACACAGAUGACAAUAAAAAUGUCUUGUCGAUCAGAGCUGAUGGAUCUGUUUUAUUAAAUGAUCUCAAAAUAAGCCUUCCUCAAGUAACAGGAAGUUUUUCAGUUAUACAGCCCACGGAAUCAAACAUCUUUGUCAAGACAAAAUUCGGUCUCCAAAUGCAAAUCUACCUCCUUCCACUAAUGCAACUGUAUAUUAGCAUGGAUAAUUCUGAUAAGAAUACAUUUGAAGGUCUUUGUGGCAACUUUAAUUACAUAGAAGGAGAUGACUUCAAAACAUCUGCAGGUAUAGAAGAAUCAAUAGCAUCAGCCUUCGCCAACACCUGGAAAAUACAGUCUACCUGCCAAGACUCAUCAGAAAUGUUAAUAGAUCCUUGCAGCUUCAGCAUUGAGACUAAAAUCUAUGCUGAAAAAUGGUGUUCUAUGUUAAAAAAGUCAGAGUCUCCUUUUUGGAAAUGCCAUUUUGCAGUAGACCCAGAGGAAUAUUAUAAGAGGUGUGAGUAUGAUACCUGUAGCUGUAGUCAUAGUGAAACCUGCAUGUGUGCAUCGCUGUCCUCAUAUGCCAGAGCCUGUGCUGCAAAAGGAAUUGUCUUGUGGGACUGGAAAAAAGGAAUUUGCGAUAAAGAGAUCCCCAGCUGCCCAUCCUCACAGAUAUACUUGUAUAACAUCACUACUUGCCAGUCUACUUGCCGCUCUUUGUCACGGGGAGAAAAAGAAUGUGACAGUGAAUUCACGCCAAUUGAUGGAUGUGGGUGCCCAGAUGGAAUGUAUGUCAAUGAAAAAGAUGUCUGUGUUCCCAUAUCACAGUGUUCUUGCUACUACCAAGGAAUGUAUCUUAGGCCAAAUGAGGUUUUCUUCAAAACUGUCAUUGCCAUGAAGGAAAACUUAACUGCAAUACUUUUACCAAUGACAGUUGGUGCAGGCUGCAUCUCUGGAUGUGUGUGCCCAGAUGGGCUGCUUGAUGAUGGGAAUGGAGGGUGUGUUCAUGAGAGCGCCUGCCCUUGCUCAUAUAACAGUCAAGUGUUUCAUCAUGGAUCUAGACUUAUUGAGGAAUGCAAAUCCUGCACAUGCGAGAGUGGGCUUUGGUCAUGCAUACAAACACCUUGUUAUGGAUCAUGUGCCAUCUAUGGGAGCGGUCAUUAUAUCACCUUUGACAAGAAAUUCUAUGACUUUGAUGGAAGUUGUGAAUUUGUUGUUGCUCAGGACUAUUGUGGUGACAGUGCAUCAAAUGGUACUUUCAGAAUAAUCACAGAAAAUAUCCCAUGUGGCACCACUGGAGUAACCUGUUCAAAAUCUAUCAAGAUAUAUUUAGGGAAUACAGAACUGAAGUUGACGAACAGUCACAUGGAGAAAAAGUUUGGAGAAUCUGAAACUGAAGUGAAAUACAGAGUCCGUGAAGUGGGUCUUUACCUAAUAAUUCAUACAAGCAGCGAUCUUUCCCUCAUCUGGGACAAGAAAACCUCCUUAUUGAUUAGGCUUCCAUCUUCUUACAAGGGUAAAGUUUGUGGCCUGUGUGGAAAUUAUGAUGAUAAUGCCAACAAUGACUUCCUGACCAGUCAAUUGAUACAAGCCAGCAAUGUAAUGCCAUUUGGAAACAGCUGGAAGCGUAGUAAUGAGUGCCCUGAUGCAGACAGCCUUCCCCAGCCAUGCCUGGCAGCUCCCCACCGCAGAUCUUGGGCUGAAAAGAAGUGUGACAUUAUCACCAACAAUGUUUUUCAAAGCUGCCACAGCAAGGUGGAUCCAAAACCCUUCUAUGAUGCUUGUGUAAAUGAUGUCUGUUCUUGUGACACCGGUGGGGACUGUGAGUGCUUCUGCACUGCUGUAGCUGCCUAUGCUCAACUCUGCGCUAAAGCAGAUGUCUGUGUUCACUGGAGAACACCAGAAAUUUGUCCAAUAUUCUGUGACUACUAUAACACUGAUGAGAGUGAAUGUAUGUGGCACUACUUUGCCUGUGGUCCAGACAAUAACCACAACCAUCACGUCACCAAGUUCUGCCGCUCACCAACUGUCACGCACCUGGAAGGCUGUUACCCAGCUUGUCCAUUUGAACGUCCUUACUAUGAUGAGAUAAAUAAAAGAUGUACCAAACAUUGUCCCUGCAUUAUCAACAAUGUUACCUACAGCUCUGGUGAGCGCAUAGACAACGCGGACCCCUGUAAAAUAUGUUCCAGUUAUAGGAAAGGGACAUUAUUUAUAGAUUUCAUAUUUUCUUUCAGCAUUUGUAAUGAGCAUGGAGAAGAGUAUUGUUCUAAAAACUCAGAUUGCUGCAGCAUAACUACUGGCACAUCAACAAUAACAUAUCCACCAAAUACAACUAUUUCUACACACACUUCAAAAGAGCUCUGUGCUACGAGGAAAUGUACCAAUGGAAGAAUAAUUCAAACCACCACCCUUUGUUCCAUCCCGACCACAACUACUGCAAAAACCACACAUAAAACAACACACUCAACAACAUGUUUCUGUCAUCGUGGUAGAAACCGGUACAGACCAGGUCAAAGAAUAAGUAGUGAAAGCAGUGAAAGCGAUGGACUGUGCUGGAAUAUUGACUGUGCUGACAAUUGUCAGACUACAACAACUAAAGGGCCUUGUGAAUCGACAUCAUCGAAAACAACAAAAACUACAACACGAGAAAUUCACAUUUCAAUGAAGUUAUCAUAG